CAUAUUUGUACGGGGCAGCAGCAGCAGCGAUGGCUACAAGUGAUGGACGUGAUUAUUUUCAGAGAACACGUCUCUUCUGGAUGGUCACCCUGUCAGUGGCGCUGAUAUAUUUCGCUUGCACAGUGUUUGCACCAGAUGUAGUCCCAUUUGAGCUCCUUGGUCCAUUUGGCACCUUCUCCAAAAACUUUGCAUAUAACCAUCCUGAUCUACUGUACAAAGGAGACACAGCCAGGUUCAUAAUGGAUAUGAGGAAGUUUUUUCAAAAACAGGAGCCACAUUCAGUCCAAAGAGGGGAGAGAGGAAAGAGGGGAACAUGAGAAGUACAAGAGUACUAUCAAGUACAAGAUCAGGAAGAACCAGGUAAGAAAACAGACAGGGAGUACUAACAGGCAAAACAAAAAAAAGUUAAACUGGCAAAGACAAAAAACAACAACUAAUUUUACUCAUACAGUCUGGAAGUUGUGUUCUCCCUAUAUUAAAGCUGCUAUACAGAAUCUGCAAAACAAACUGGGUGGUCAGCCCUGGCACUGCAUUACCUUAUUGAACUUCAGUCAGAGGAAGUCACAGUUGCCAAAAACUUUUUGAAGCUCAAGAGUGAGGCUGAUGCCAUUCCAGAUAUGUUAACAUUGUACAAUCUUCUGGAUAAUCAGAUUUUCCCCACACUGAAAACUGUUAUUCAGGUUGCCCUAACAAACCCAGUUAGAGCUGUAUCUGUCAAAGGUCUUUUAGAGUCUGGAGUCAGCUCCAUACCUGGCUGAGAAGGACCAUGGGUCAAAGGAGACUCCAGCACCUGGCUGUGAUGUCAGUUGAGAAAGAGAUGCUUGAGAGACUUGACCACCAAAAUGUGAUAGACAGAUUUGCCAACCUCAAGGUGAGGCGACAUAGGUUAAAAGAAAAGAAAAUCUGCAGAGCCA
This is a messenger RNA of Oreochromis aureus, 914 nucleotides long. Its product is annotated as transmembrane protein 254-like. The coding region runs from base 30 to 317 and encodes 95 amino acids. The record is from RefSeq and is a predicted model, not a curated record. Lineage: Eukaryota; Metazoa; Chordata; Actinopteri; Cichliformes; Cichlidae. The transcript has 4 exons.